AUGCUCACCGGUCCUAGCCAAUAUCUUUCCAUCCACUUCCCCAGCCCGACAACCGUCAGCUUCACCGUUUCCACCAGACAACCGUAUCCGCAAGCCUGGUCGACAACAAGAACCUCUUCCUAUUCAUACUUCCCCAAUGUCCCUAUUUUCACCCUCAUCAAGCACGCGCUACGAAUCCUUCUCACCUUGUGCAUGCUCCUCAUUAAUCUGACGAAAGUCCAGACAGACGGCCAGCCCUCAAGACUUGACGCGUACGCGGAUUUCGGGCUACAGCUCAGUUUGCUCGGCGGGACCAUCAGAGCAAUUGCCGAACGGACAGAAUGGUGGGUCCUGGCACCGGUGAGCUUGGGGAUUGUCUGGGCGUGCUUGAGGAGGGACUAUGUCGAAGAAUCCCUCUUAGUCCUCCAAGGUCUCGGAAUCCAGACGUCCACGUCCUCUCGCUACUUCUUCACUGGCGCAACGACGACAUUCAUCCCGACCACGCAGAUCCAGGAUAUUGUCAUACAUGAAGCCUUCAAAGGGCUUGAAGUGCGGUUCUACUUGGCGGUGAUAGUCGAGGGGGCUACGGAGGUGGUGGUUGUCUUCCCUACUCUCCUCCCACGGCGGGAGAUUCUCGAGGAAGUCUGGCGAGGAUCUCGGAAAUGCUUGUAUUCAGGCAUCCGGUGA
Cladophialophora psammophila CBS 110553 is the source of this 666-nucleotide messenger RNA. RefSeq lists its product as uncharacterized. Gene Ontology annotation, biological process: GPI anchor biosynthetic process. The transcript is spliced from 3 exons. The coding region runs from base 1 to 666 and encodes 221 amino acids. Gene Ontology annotation, cellular component: glycosylphosphatidylinositol-N-acetylglucosaminyltransferase (GPI-GnT) complex. NCBI's taxonomy places the organism in Eukaryota, Fungi, Ascomycota, Eurotiomycetes, Chaetothyriales, Herpotrichiellaceae. The record is from RefSeq and is a predicted model, not a curated record.